Messenger RNA from Caenorhabditis auriculariae, 7951 nucleotides. Lineage: Eukaryota; Metazoa; Nematoda; Chromadorea; Rhabditida; Rhabditidae. The record is from the annotation of a GenBank genome assembly.
AUGGUGCUGGAUCACAUUCGGGCAAAAGUCCACGUGAAGAACGACCUUGUUCGUGCUCUGCUCGCCGAGUUCACCGGCACCUUCUUGCUUUUGGUAUUUUAUUUUGUCACAUUUUGAAAAUAUUAGUACUUUAUUUAUUGAAUUGUGACGUUUGUUCAUUGGUCAGUAGAGAAAAUGUCUUAAAAUAGAGAAAGGCUUUUUUUCACGCUUCACAGAUUUCUGGGCAUGUUCUUUUUCUCCAUUGAACACGUCCUUUAAAAAAUUAAAUAUUAUUAGGAAAUUUCAAAUGGGGAGCUUUUGAUAGUUUUGAAAGAAAAUUUGGCUAGUUUUCGUUGCAUAAUAGAUCUUAAAGACCUACUCAAGCACCAUAGGCGUCCGAUCGUUCUAAAUUAAGCCUCGAUAAUCCGACCAGAUAGAUCCUCAUUUUCAAACCCGAAAGGGCGACAAUCGCGUGUCGCAGCAGAUGUGUGGCUCCUCCAGAAAUGAGCUCAAUGCCAAUUGCCUCCGUUUCAUUCCCAAUUCUACGCUUGCGAGGCUUUCGGGGACACAUGUUCCUCAUUAGAUGAUGCAGCAACAUUGUUUUUGCUGCCUGCCAGAGCCCUUUUAAUUCGUCCUUCCCAAGCGUUAGAAUGGAAAAUGAUCGCAUCAAAAUUUGAGGCUUUUUUUUUCCAAUUACUUGCCGCUCUUGGGAUCCGACUGGAGUAGGAGAAAAAAAAAGAAGAAAGAAAGCAUUUGGUCAAUGUUUCGUUGCUCCCUGAAAUAGGCAGUAAACAACUUUUACGCUAUACAUUUUCUAGGGGUUCAAACAAUUCAUGGAAAAGAAAGUGUUCUUAAAUGAUCAUGUAGGGUUUUCAUUGCCGUUUGCCAUGAAUCGAGAACAAAAUGAGCAGUGAAAAGGAAGAAAGUCGCGAUGAGAAACCCUAGAUCGAACUGUUUCAGAAAAAAACCAUUUUGCAAAAAUAAAAAAAUUUUUUUGACGUCUUUAGAGGAAAAAUUUAUUUUUUUAGAACCUUUAUUUUAUAGAGUUUAUGGUGAAUUUAUAUUUUCAGUUCAAAAUUUUUUCAAACUGAUUUCCAUUUUUUUUUUUUUUGAUUCUGUCUUGUUUGAGUUUUUUUCAAACUCUUACGCGUCUCAAAAUAAAGCAAAACAAGGGCUUGAAGUUCAGAAAAAGUUUUCGUUCAGAUAUUUUUUUUUGCGAAAUUCGCUUGCGAACAUUUCUUCCUUUUUUUUUUCGCAUUUCCUUGAUUUUUUCCCAGCUAAAGCCAACAUUGUUCAACACGAUUUCUCGCAGAAGGUUCACACGAUUUAUUUCGAAUCUCUUCUUUUGCUGGGUUUACAGUUUUGAAAAAUUGCGUUCAACCUUCAAAACAUAGGCAUGGUUCUUUGGAUACGUAUAAUAGACUGCAAAGUAAUUUCCGGCGUGACGACCGCUUGACCCAUCGGAGGGUGCACCCGGCGGGACAGUCCACACACCCUUAAUUUGCAUGCGACGACGACGUCGACGACGUUGGCCACAAUCCGAUAAUUAUCGAAUUUGGAGGCCGUGGCAUCGCUCACACGGACACACACGCAAAGGGACACUCAUCAUUCGUUUCCGACGGACUUGAUAAUUGGAAACAAAAGAGCGGAUGGUCUCUGGUGCAUCACUGGAAAGGCAGAAAAAAGAAAAAAGGCCGCUUUGACCGUCGGCCGCCUUUCCCAGCACACGUAGUAUUCAUUCCGCACGCUUUGAUUUCAACCGCCAAUGUCAUCUGCCGGCGUUUUGGCCCGAUGCCAAUCUACCACGCGUUGGUUUCUUCUGAAGAAUGGCUGAUUCGAAAUAAAAGUUUGGCGCGGAAAUGAGCCGCCGUAGAUUAGAUGAAUUCUAGAUAAUGAGCAAAGAACUUUGGAAAUUGUAUUCCAUAUGCGCCCCGUUAGAAGAAAAUUCAGGAAAUUGUAUUCAAUAUGCACUACAAAAGUACCUUGGAAAGUUGUUUUGAUAAGCUUGCUUUUCAUUUUGAAAAAAGAGGGCUAGGCUCCAAAAUAAUUUCCUGUCGCGGAGUACUUUCGCGCUCUCAUCGAAUACAAUUUUCGAUGUUUGAGUUGUUUUUUGUCCUCUAUUCUAAUAGAAACUGGGGUAUUCCUUUGCUCCUGCGUCGAAAAGAGCCAACUGGAAAACUAUCUUAAACAGCCAAGAAAAAAAGGCUACACAUGUGCUUCACGAUCUUUUUUGCAAAUCCUCGUCAGAGUCGAUUUCUUCAACUUUUUUCUCCACAGAAAACGACUCGAAAGUGUAGGAAAGAGCGCAGAUGUGGGCAAUUCUGAAGUUUUCUAACCGAAAAAAGAGCUCGAGUCUACUUUUUCUGCGGAGAAAUCUCGCAGGGUUUUUUUUCAAAAGAUCGUUUUUCUUGUGGUUUUCGAAAGCUCGGUUGUCCUUCAUAUUGGUGCAAAUGGCAUUUUCGAUUGGCUGGUCGGGCGAGCGAAGGAAUCCAUCUUCUUGAGACGACCUCCUGUUGAGCAGAAAGCCGACCUUUACAACGCGCGGACGGUUGCUCCCCAGGACCUCCAUAAAGUUUUGUGUCCGCCAGACGUCCACCAUCACCCGUAUGACCGUCGCAACAGAUAAAAAUCUUGGACGUGUGCCGUGCCAUAUUUCACCGCCACCAGACCUCUCCGCGCAGUGCUCUGCCGACGCCAGACCAGACUUGCGCCAUUGGAGGUCGUUCGGAUGGGUGCAAUUGGCAUUUCGGAGUGGAAAAGUCCACCCUCGCGGCCUACUAAUGUCCGAAACGCAUCUAUUAGUAUGACUUCCUCCCGUUGCACAUUGAGAAAGAGAAAAGAUCUUUGAAGCCUCGCUGGCCAAUGACGACGACGAACGCCAAACCCAAACGAUCAAUCUUGAAAUGGGAAAAUCUCGGAAAAGAACGCGCUCUGCGACAAGAAUUGCUCCCUUGUGGCCUUUUCCGAUGUAUUGUCAAUGUGUGUGUUUUUGCCGCGACAAAGUCUCUUGGAAUUGGGAAUGAAUGGAGUGGAUUUUUGGAUUUUAAAGAAGGUUAAAUUUAUAGGGAGAAAAAGACAGGAAAUUAGAAACAAACUGGUUAUUUAAAUUCUUGAAACUUGAAACUUUGUUUUUUUGAGCCAGAAGUACUUUCGAAAAAAAGGCUUUGAAGUCUGAGUAUACUGAAAAGAUUAUGACGUUUAAAGCAGAGAUUUUCCCCAAAUUUGUUGGGAUUCUGAUGGGAUUCUGAUGGAUCCCUUUGCAGAGAAAAAUAAUUAAUCUUUUAAUAAUUUUUUCAGCUGAUCGGCAACAGCGCUGUGGCCCAGCAUGUCCUGAAGAGACCCCAGCCGGCCGAUAUGGUCAACGUCUACAUCGGCUUCGCCCUCGCCAUCCUUUUCGGCGUCGCCGUGUCGGCCAAAAUUUCUGGUCCGUCGCUUCCGUCCACAUAUUUGGGCUGACGCUUCCCGAAGUGUUGUUUUGAUGGAUUGUGGGGGCGAAAAUGAGAUUCGUCCGCAUGAUAUGGUCAUGAUCCCACGCUAGAGUGUUUUCUAUAGUAAACACCUAAACUGUGGGAAGUUGAAAUUUCAUUCGUUGUAAGGCUUGGAAGAGAACAAAUAGCUUGGAUCCUUCCAAAAAGUUUUUUAUCAGAAAUUUAUGUAAAAGUAGAGUUUCACAAUGCUACAAAAUCCAAAAAAAAGUAUAUCUGACCAAAAUUUUCAUUAAAAAGCUGCAAAAAAGGUUUUCAGUUCGUUUGUCGCUGUUUUUAAUACUCAAAUUGUUAAUAAGAAAAGUGUUUUCAUGCCUUUUGCGCUGCAAUUGAGUUUCUUCGCUUUCAGCAUUUUCUCAGUUUUUCAGACCGUCUUGUGAGAGAUUUUCUGUUCAAAAUAUCAAUUUUGCCAUGGGAACUUUACUCGUUCUUUGUGCUCUCCACUAGGAAUGAAACAAAGAUAAAUACGAGGUGUUAACAUAAUUUACGCCAUACUUCCCAAACGAUAAAGAGAUGAAAUCGAGGCCGUGACACGGCACGUUUUGCAUAAUUCGGCCACGGGGCCAGCAGUCUGCCCCGUUUAUUGCUUUUUGUUUCGCUACGCGUCGCUGAGUAUCCGAGAGACGACCUCAGUAGCAUCCACGAGCGUAAAAACAACCGUGAAGAGACGAGGAGAAAGAGGCCAAAAUAACAACAACAAAAGCACAAAGAAGAGAACGUGGAGCCUCGGGGUGAGGCGAAAUCAGUUUUGAGAGCGUUUCUUUCGGAUAGAGGGAUGAGAAACAAAGAAUCUUGCACUGUGGGAAAGGACUCGGUUCCAGAACGGAUGAGAUUUGGAAAUUAGAGAAAAAUCGGAAUUUUUGAGUGAGAAAUGGCAAAUUUUCGCUCUUUUAAUGAACUAGAAAAAAACAAAAUCUAUUCAAAAAGCUCAAAAAAAGAUAUUUAUUUUUUUGACUUUAACAUUUUGGAACCGGGAAAUCGAAAACCCCCCCUUCAACAAUUUGAAUGAUGACUCAGAAUAUGGGAAAAGAAUUGAAAAGUAGUAUUGAAAACGUUUUGUAGCCCUAAACUGCGUUCGAAUGGGGAAAAAUUUUACUUCAAAAUUCUACAAGUUUCAACAAACUUCAAGAUGUUCAAACCUUUGAAAAUUCGAAAAACAAAUGUUUUUAUGAUGGUACGACAAAAUCUUAAGUCCGCAAAUCUCGAGGACCGUAAUCUUGUGUACGCAGAUCUAAAGUCCCAUAAUCUUGAAACCAAAAUCUUGAGACCAAAAAUCUUGGAAAACCACAAUCUUGGAAAGCAGAAAUCUUCCUUUUUAGUCUUCUUUAUUGCACUUUAUCUACUUAUAUUCUCUUGUUUGGAUCACCGAAUACAAUUUCUGAUAAAAUCUAUUUGCAAAAGCGUUGAUUUUUACUUUUCAAGAUUGUGGUUUCCAAGAUUUUGGUCUCCAAGAUUUUGGUUUCCAAGAUUAUGGGACUUUAAAUCUGCGUACACAAGAUUACGGUCCUCGAGAUUUGCGGACUUGAGAUUUUGUCGUACCAUCGUUUUUAUGCCGUUCUUCAAAAGUUGGCUCGCAAUAUUAGGGAGAAAAAGUAAUUUGAUGUACUAAGAAGGGAUAAAGGGGCUGGGAGAGCUUCAGGGUUCGACAAAUUAACAAAAAUAUGAAAAUUAAUGGCCUUUAUUCAAUAUUUUCCAGGAGGACACAUCAACCCGGCCGUUUCUCUCAUGUUCUUGACCUUCAAGCAACUGUCCCCGCUCCGCUUCGUCCUGUACACCAUCGUUCAGACCCUCGGCGCCUUCUUCGGAGCCCUCGUUUCCUACGCCGUCUACUGUGGUAUGUUUUGAGCGACAGGAGUUGAAACGCAAGAGAUUGAAUUGACGCGAUGCGGUGCAACGAUUUCAAAUUUUGGUUUUGCUGCAAACCGGAGCAUAAAAGAGAUAUCACCGUCGCGUGUCGAGCGCAGAAAGAAAAAGGCCCCUGACUGUCUUUGAAUCCGCGUUUAUAGUUGAUUUGACAGCGAAACAGUUUUUCUAGUCCAAAGGCUGAGUCGAAACUCGGCAGACCGCCAAAUCGUACUGCCUUUUUGGAUAAUUUCUGAUAAAGCUUUUCUUGCCAAUUACGCGGAGUUUGGCUCGUCCUUCUAAACGCGAAGAACUGUAUCUCCAUGAGCGUCAAAUUAGCUUGAAACGCGGCAGAAAUUUCGCGUUUUAAGUCAUGAACUAUACUACUACAUUUAUGACAAAAAGAUGCAUCUGAAAAUUCUAGACGCCAUCAACCAUUUCGACGGAGGUAACCACACCGUCGUCGGUCCCCGCGCCACCGCCGGAAUCUUCGCCUCCUACCCCUCGCUCCACCUUAGCAACUUCAACGGUCUCCUGGACCAGGUGAAUCGGAACGAAAAAUGAUUUUAUUGAGCUCUUCAGAGACAAAGUUGUUGAACUAUGAGCAAAAAAUUGACGAGAAACAUGAUAAUCAAGUCGAGUUUCAGAUCGUCGGAACGGCCGUCUUCUGCUUCCUGAUCGCCCACGUCACCGACAAGCGCAACUCAUACGCCAGCUGGCUCCAGCCCGUCCUCGUCGGAACCGCUUUCCUCGGCGUCGGCGUCGCUUUCGGAUACAACGCCGGCUUCCCCAUGAACCCGGCCCGCGACUUCGGACCCCGGCUCUUCACCCUCUUCGUCUACGGAGGAGAAGUCUUCUCGUAAGUUUCUGGCACCUGGAGAAGAAAAACUGGAAUAUUUGGGAGGAAAAGGGAUAUUAGGACUUAGUCGUUGUUACGAUAUCAAAUCGAAAAACUUGCAAAUCAUCAAGUUUUUUAACAUCCAGAAAAUAAUUGCAAUUCGCAUUCAAACUUAAUUAGAGCAAAACAUUCUCAUCGAUGCACCAGUUGGCUAGAAAAUGAACUUGAUGCUCGUGAACCUCGUGACACCAUUUAUGGCCUUGUUUUUUGCAUUGGCUGCCCCGCAAUGAGGCAAUAACAGCCUCGGGAGCUUCUCUCAUUGGUAUUCUGCGGUUGAUCAACAACAAAAAAAAAAAACAAAAAACAACAUUUCUCCUCUUGUUUUGGAGUUUCUCUUUCUCCCGUUUUUCUGAGCGUUGACCCGUACCCGGAGAAAAAAAAUGGAGAGAAAAUUGUUUGGAGGACGUGAAUUAGGGAGCGAAUUUCGAUGUGUUGUUGGUAUUUUUCCGUUGCGCGCCGUGUCGAGAACAAUUUCACCAAGGACAUUUUUCCGUCUGCGCAAAGCAAUAAGUGUUUUAGAGGUCUUUUUAGAUGCCCAAGAAACAGUUCUUCUUAAUUGUGUGACGAAAGUCAAGGUGAAAAAUGACUUUCAUGUUGCCAUCCUUUUUUCUCAAUUAAGACUCAGAAACUGUCAAAUUUUAGUAUUUUUGUUAGGUGAGGUUUGAAAAAGUAAAAGUUCCCUUUUAAAGCCCCAUUCUCAGUUUUGCAAUAAAUCUUGUUAAAGAAAUUUGAAAUAUAGAGUAAGAGGCACCUAUAAAAAAUUUCCAGUGAGAAAUGACCUCGACAGGAAGCAAAAACAAAAAAAGAGAUAAAUCAACUGAAAUUUGUGUUGGCCUAAAGAGUUUUGAAGAAAAAAUUUGAACACCUUUGGUUAAAAUUUGGAAAGAAUAUUAAAUUUAUCCAGGAGGACAGGAAAAUAAGAAAAUUUUUUUCGAAUGUAUCAUGAAACUUUUCUUCCAGUGGAAGAUCAUCCAGAAAGUCUGAAACGGAAUUUUUCAAUUACAGGCACAAGAACUGGUUCUGGGUCCCUGUCCUCGGUCCUUUCAUCGGCGCUGUCCUCGGAGGCUGGCUCUACCAGUUCCUCAUCGGCUUCCACACUCCUCAGGACGUCGAGGAGAAGUACGUCGUCCUCACCGGCAACCAGGAACUCAAGCCCCUCACUGGCAAGGAGUAAGUUUCAGAAGAAAGAUGAUGAACUCGUGAAAAUCUUGGUGUUAUAGCAACGCUUACAAUUAAAGAAGCGUCUUGCCGAAGCGAUCUUGUAAGCUUAUCGUUGAAGAUAGUAGAUAGAACCCUAAUAAUCGAUAGACUAGAUAUUAACCUCGUAAAUGUUGUUCGCUGUUGGUUCGGAGCAAAAAAUAUACCGAUUUCGAUGCAAGUCAAAUGAGAAAAACUUUGACCGUUUUUUUUUCUCAGUUUCGUAAUUCGAAAAAAAAAUAAAGCAUCAAGUUUAACUGCGAGAGUUUUGGAACCAAAAUCCAAAAGUUGACAAGUAGAGCCAAUUUGGAAGUCAAUCGAUAAAGCUUUCAAAAUUUUUCCCAAAAAAAAAUUUCAUCAAAAAUCGCAUGAUUUAGCUCUUCCAAGAGAAUCAUUACGAAAUUAACAAAUCCAAUUUAACAGUGAAUUUAACUCGCAUGAUAGAAUAGGAAGAACUUGUGCAUGUUCAAUUCAAUUUCAAUAAAGUGAACUAUUUUAAUUGCUUAUUUUUUUCAGAGUCGUCGAAGCUGAGCCGCUCGUCGUCUCUUAA